AUGGCACGUCAAGCAAACCGUCAAAAAGACGUUCCAGCCACCCACCGCAAAUCUCCCAAUGGAAGUAAAGCACAUGGCGCAAAAUCAAAACCCAAGACAUCCAAAGUAUCCAAGGCUGCAUCAACACCCAAACAAUCCCGAGAGCAAGCCAAGAAAUCCAUCGUGGUAAAACCAAUUCCAAAGAAUGAGGUUCGGAAAUUGCAACAGGGUGGUAAAGAUACACGUCCAUCUCAGCUUCCAAAACAUGCACAUGGAGCCGAAUCAUCCCUUCAACCCGAGGACCUUUCUUCUGCUUUUGAAGGCGAGUAUUGGACUUCCACAUACUAUACUCAUGGAUCCCUCGAAGAAGCUCGAACCCACAUUCUGCGCGCCGGCAAAGCUGCUUUCGAAGAAGCUCACAGCGUUCUUCUCCAAAAAGUCACCAAGGACAAAACGAUCGAUCAAUCCUUCCUCCAAACCAUCUCCCACAACGCACAAGCUCUCAGCGCGCCCUUGGCCGCGCAGAAAAUCCAAAUGACCGUGCAGCAAAAAGGUUGUCGCAUUUCCGAGAUCGUCGAGAUUGGUAAGCGUGUUGCGCAAUUCGGUCAGGCGAUCGAAGAGGAAGACAAUAAGCUCGACGGCUAUUGGAAAGAAUGGGAGGGCUUACAGUCCGAGUUCAAGACAUUUGCGACUCGGGUGUUUGGGGGCGAGAUGUUUAAUGAGGAGGAUGCGGAUGAGGGAUAUUAUGUCGACAUGCUAUUGUUGGAUGCCGAAUGUACGGCUCAAAUGAAUGUUUUGAUGGAAGAAUUGGAUGAAGUAGGAAGUGAUGCGAUUAAGAAGAUGAAAGCUUCGGAGAAGGAAAUCGAUGUAACAACAGACAAAGUACGACAAAGAAUUGUAGGAGCAAUGAUGUGGUGAAUGGGGAUUUGUCGAAAUUUGCUCACUAGUACUGAGCUGCUCGUGCUGUGGUAUUUGAGAUGGAAUACAUGAUACGAAUAGACACUAGCCAUAUUUCAUAUUUGCUCAUACUUAUGUCCCUUGGACAAUCAAUGAUAUUGCUGUACUGUUUUGC
This is a messenger RNA of Botrytis byssoidea, 1051 nucleotides long. RefSeq lists its product as uncharacterized. Bases 1 to 897 code for a protein of 298 amino acids. NCBI's taxonomy places the organism in Eukaryota, Fungi, Ascomycota, Leotiomycetes, Helotiales, Sclerotiniaceae. The transcript has 3 exons. The record is from RefSeq and is a predicted model, not a curated record.